ACACCUUUAAAGUAGUGUACCUGUCCUGAAACCCUUUUUACUUAUUGAUGUAGUUUGCUAUCUAACCCAAAGCAUUCAUAAGUCAUACCUGACAUACUGUAUCAAGCCAUGAUAACUUAUGACAAACUCUAUUAUAGUUUCGCAGGAAUUAGCUAUUUUCUUGAAAACAUCUAAGCAACAGAAAACCAGAAGUAACCACAACAAAAGCAAAAUGUAACAAAUAGCAAUCACUCCAUAAAUCUGGGUCACUGAUGGCUUCCACUUGAUAUAUAUCAAGGGUUUAAACAAUUGAUCUACUGAUUCAACUGAUCAACUGAUUCACUAUAGCAGGGGGACACUUGGUAGUUGUUAAUAAGUUAACUACUUAAUGGUUCUUUAUCAAUACACAUGGCCUUAUUCUAUUGGAUAGGCUUAUCUGUUUCUCUUUUGACCUUGGGUUCCCCCUCAGACACACAGAUGGGACAGUUGGUCACAGGAGCAGGUGUCAGUUUCUCAUACUGGAGUUGUUUCCUGCACACAUGCAACCAGAAGGUUCUACUAAUUUAAGUUUAUCACAUUUUCUUUGUCAAAAUGAAUUUGAGGAUCAUUGGGCUUUGGAUGCUGUGUUACCUGGCGCUGACAGCAGCAAUGUACUUUGAUCUGGGUGAGCAGGAGGAGAAGUGUCUGAUUGAGGACAUUCCAGGCGACAUGCUAGUUACAGGUUAUUUUCUUAUGGAGCACUGGGAUGGGAAAAAUAAUUUUAACUCCCCUCAUCUUGGCCUCACUAUCACUGUUCGAGAUCCAAACCAUGACAUAAUAAUGAAAAAAAGAUAUGGCAAAUUUGGAAAAUUCACAUUUACAUCCCAUGCCUCUGGCACACAUUGGUUAUGCAUGCAGUCCAACUCUACAAGGUUUUCUGUUUUUGCUGACGCUAGGCUGAGGAUUCAUUUUGAUGUUCAGAUGGGAGAACAUUCUAUUGACCCUAGUGCUGAGAGGCACAAACAUACAGUUCAGAACAUUGAGUACAGCCUGGAGCAUCUAAGGGACCAAAUCAUAUACAUCACUAGGCAGCAGGACUUCCAGAGGGAACGAGAAGAGACAUUCCGCCAGAUCAGCGAAGAAACAAAUGGGAAGGUUUUGUGGUGGGCUGUUGUGCAGACAUCUAUUCUAUUAUCAGUUGGAUUUUGGCAAAUCAAAAGACUUAAAGAUUUCCUUAUUGCCAAGAAGUUGGUUUGAUAAACUUGAAUUAAGGGCAGACAAUCAUUUGAGUAUUUUGCAUUGCAAUGUAAAGUGU
Molecule: messenger RNA, 1273 nt
Organism: Esox lucius (northern pike)
Lineage: Eukaryota; Metazoa; Chordata; Actinopteri; Esociformes; Esocidae
Product: transmembrane emp24 domain-containing protein 11
Exons: 5
Coding region: 571-1215 (214 amino acids)
Biological process (GO): endoplasmic reticulum to Golgi vesicle-mediated transport; intracellular protein transport; Golgi organization
Cellular component (GO): endoplasmic reticulum-Golgi intermediate compartment; endoplasmic reticulum; Golgi apparatus
Source: RefSeq, a predicted model, not a curated record